Messenger RNA from Capronia epimyces CBS 606.96, 2781 nucleotides. RefSeq lists its product as uncharacterized. The record is from RefSeq and is a predicted model, not a curated record. The coding region runs from base 1 to 2781 and encodes 926 amino acids. The transcript has 3 exons. Lineage: Eukaryota; Fungi; Ascomycota; Eurotiomycetes; Chaetothyriales; Herpotrichiellaceae.
AUGACUUCCAAUGCGAUUUCUGACGCCAGAGCCUCGCAAUCCGACAGAAUUGAUACGGCUCUGGAUUCAGACACCGCGUCAAGCAUACUACCAGCCAGCCAUGCAACGGCUUCGACCUCCAUCCAAACUCUGCCUCCGGGCUCGUUGAAAACACUCAGCCCAGCGACUGAAGAUAUACGACCCAGCUCCUCUUCCGAUUCUGGCGCGAUAAAGGUUGGCCCUAGUCAGAAACACAUUUUUGGCACGGAUGGCGACUUCCGGAAUAGUUCUACGCCAGAGCUGCGGGAUCUGAAGACCGACAUGAUGUGUAACUGGCUCCAUCAGCAGCAGCUAGAGAAAAUGUGGUCUACAAACGGUCUAGAAGAGGGAGUCAUGAUCAAGAAAGCCAAGGAUGAGUAUAAAUGCGCCCCUGAAGAUCUGCGAUCUCGUCCAGACGGAUUGUUUGAUGCGGUGAAAAAGCUCAACGUCAAGUGUGCCAUGACCAUCAACACGGGAAUCAUCAAGCUCCUCCUCCGCAACCAGGGCAUGUCGUAUCUCCCACUAGACUCAGGUCUCCGACUGCAAAUCCUCCCUAAUAUCUCACAUCUCCCAGGUUGCCAGAAGCAUCACUUUGCCGCCUUCAUUCAAGACUACUCUAUUCUUGUUGUCUGGGACGAUGACCCGAACCACAUCAUGCGGCGUGUUCACGGCAUUGUGGAUCAACUGAUCAGCAUGUUCUGGAAGGAGGAGACUGCCGACGACGAGUCCGCGGCUCCGAUGACGAGUGCAAUGCCCAGCACCAUCAAUCUCAAUGCUGGAGAGGAUUCGCAAGGAUCUGAGGUCGCAGUCAGCUUAGCCCCUCGUCGGAUCAUUCUCAUUCAGCCUGUCCUAACAGCCAUCACACUCGUGCUGCUUAUGAGCGCCAUCGGCAGUGGCUGGCGUGAAAUCGCGCUUGAAAUCAAGGUUGACCAUUCCUGGAUCCGGCUUGCGUUCAUCUUUGUAGUGCCCCUCCAGUGUUGGCUGGCACUUUUCUUCAUGCAGUCGGUUGCUGGCAGUGUGGCCCAGAUCAUCGGUCCUAUCAGUCAAAUGACUACGAACACCAAGUUCUUUUCGGGUCAAGCACCAUGUCGACUUUCGACCACCUCCACGCUACCGCACGUCACGAUUCAAUGCCCGGUAUACAAAGAAGGCCUUUGGUCGGUGAUUGAUCCGACCAUCAAGUCGAUCAAGGCUGCUAUUUCCACGUACGAAAUGCAAGGCGGCUCUGCUAACAUUUUCGUCAAUGACGACGGCAUGCAGCUCAUACCUGCAGACCAAGCGCAGGAAAGACGGGACUACUACGAUGAGCACAAUAUUGGCUGGGUAGCAAGACCGAGGCAUAAUCCGAAACCAGCCGACGGCGAAAAGCCAUUCAUCCGAGCGGGCAAGUUCAAGAAGGCCUCCAACAUGAACUAUGCACUGAACGUGGGCGCCCGCGUCGAGGAUAAACUUGCCCUCGUUGACCGUACCGAAGGCUGGACGUCGGAACGAGAGCGCAAUGCAUAUGAAGCUACCCUGGCUGAAAUCGUCGCCGAAGACGAAGGACGUACCCAAGCUGAUGGAAACAUCCGCGUGGGUGACUACAUUCUGCUGAUCGAUUCGGACACACGUGUCCCCGUUGACUGCUUCCUCGACGCCGUCAGCGAGAUGGAACAGUCUCCAGAAGUCGCAAUCAUCCAAUUCGCCUCAGGCGUCAUGAACGUUACCGACAGCUGGUUUGAGAAAGGCAUCACUUUCUUCACCAACUUGGUAUACUCGGCCAUUCAAUAUGCAGUUUCGAACGGGGACGUGGCGCCUUUUGUCGGGCAUAAUGCGUUUCUACGCUGGAAGGCCGUGCAGGACGUUGCAUACGUGUCUGCUGACGUGAAUGAUGGCAUUAUCAAGGAAAAAUACUGGUCGGAGGCGACCGUGUCCGAAGACUUCGACAUGGCCCUGCGCCUACAGACAAGCGGAUACAUCUUGCGUCUCGCAGCAUAUGCUGGGCAAGGGUUCAAAGAAGGGGUCUCGCUUACCGUGUACGACGAACUGGCGCGCUGGGAAAAGUACGCAUACGGGUGCUCGGAGCUCAUCUUCCACCCAUUUGCGCAGUGGCUGUCCAAGGGCCCAUUCACGCCACUAUUCCGCGGAUUUAUCGCCAGCAAUAUGCCGUUGCCGUCGAAAGUGACCAUCAUGGCCUACGUGGGCACGUACUAUGCGAUCGGAUCUGCGUGGAUUCUCACGCUGGUCAAUUACUGUAUCAUUGGGUGGUUCAACGGGCACCUGGACCACUACUAUAUCGACAGCUUCAAGAUCUACUUUGCCAUCAUCCUGGUGUUCACCGCGCUUGGCAAUGUCGCCCUCGCAGUCAUGCGGUAUCGGGUCGAGAACACCACGCUGGUGGCUGCAUUCUGGGAAAAUUUCCGCUGGGUGCCGCUCCUUACAAUCUUCCUGGGCGGCAUCUCGCUGCACGUCUCACAGGCCAUCCUCAGCCACCUCUUCAGCGUCGACAUGACUUGGGGCGCGACGAGCAAGGAGGCCACCGACACCAGUUUCUUCAAGGAAGUGCCCGUUAUUCUUCGCAAGUUCCGCCUGACGUUUGUCUUCUGUGCCGUCGUGAGUCUUGGGAUGAUCAUUGUCGCGGGCGUGGGCCCAGUCGGCGCAUUGGUCCCCUAUGACUGGCAUAUCUCCUUCUUCACCGCCAUCUGGCCUCUGGCGACUAUUGUUGGUUCACACGCGCUGCUGCCCCUCGUCCUGAACCCAGGGUUGAUGCAGUUUACUUUCUGA